AUGGAAGAAUUGGGAAUAGUUAAAACAGAAUCCAAAAACUUGAAAGUUACAAAAGAAAAUAAUAGCAAUUCUUUAUAUGCCAAACUAGCUGCGUCCCGUAAUCAAAAUUCAUCAAGUAAUGACCUUUAUUUGAAAUUAAAGAAGCUAGAAAAGGAGUAUGAGCUAUUGACGUUGCAAGAGGAAUACAUUAAAGAUGAACACCGUCAUUUGAAAAGAGAAUUGCUGAGGGCACAAGAAGAAGUCAAAAGGAUACAAUCAGUUCCAUUGGUCAUUGGUCAAUUUUUGGAACCGAUUGAUGAGAGCACAGGUAUUAUUUCUUCUACCACCGGUAUGAACUAUGUUGUCAGGAUUUUAUCCACAUUGGACAGAGAAUUAUUAAAGCCAUCAACUUCUGUGGCCUUGCAUCGUCAUUCCAACGCUUUGGUUGAUAUAUUACCACCCGAUUCAGAUUCUAGUAUAUCUAUUAUGGGAUCUGAUGAAAAGCCAGAUGUUACUUAUGCAGAUGUUGGUGGAUUAGACAUGCAAAAACAAGAAAUUAGAGAAGCCGUUGAAUUACCCCUAACACAGCAAGAUUUAUAUGAACAAAUAGGUAUAGACCCUCCAAGAGGUGUUUUGUUAUAUGGCCCGCCCGGUACUGGUAAAACAAUGUUAGUGAAAGCAGUGGCAAAUAGCACCAAAGCCAAUUUUAUUAGAGUAAAUGGGUCUGAGUUUGUCCAUAAAUAUUUAGGGGAAGGUCCAAGAAUGGUUCGUGAUGUUUUCAGAUUAGCUAGGGAAAAUGCACCUUCUAUUAUUUUUAUUGAUGAAGUUGAUUCUAUUGCUACGAAGCGUUUUGAUGCACAAACAGGUUCAGAUCGAGAGGUUCAGCGUAUUCUAAUUGAAUUAUUGACUCAAAUGGAUGGUUUCGAUCAAAGCACUAAUGUUAAAGUUAUUAUGGCCACCAAUAGAGCAGAUACUUUAGAUCCAGCCUUAUUAAGACCGGGUAGAUUGGAUAGAAAAAUCGAAUUUCCAUCAUUGAGGGAUAGACGUGAACGUCGUUUAAUUUUUAGUACCAUUGCUUCUACCAUGAGCUUAGCUCCAGAAGUUGAUUUGGAUUCCUUGAUUAUUAGAAAUGACGCAUUGAGUGGUGCUGUUAUUGCAGCAAUCAUGCAAGAAGCGGGACUAAGAGCCGUGAGAAAGAAUAGAUAUGUCAUUUUGCAAAGUGAUUUAGAAGAAGCCUAUUCUGCUCAAGUUAAAACGGGUUCUGAUGUUGAUAAAUUUGAUUUCUAUAAAUGA
Saccharomycodes ludwigii is the source of this 1272-nucleotide messenger RNA. RefSeq names its product proteasome regulatory particle base subunit RPT3 (gene RPT3). The transcript has a single exon. Bases 1 to 1272 code for a protein of 423 amino acids. Gene Ontology annotation, biological process: proteasome-mediated ubiquitin-dependent protein catabolic process. Lineage: Eukaryota; Fungi; Ascomycota; Saccharomycetes; Saccharomycodales; Saccharomycodaceae. Gene Ontology annotation, molecular function: ATP hydrolysis activity; ATP binding; proteasome-activating activity. The record is from RefSeq and is a predicted model, not a curated record. Gene Ontology annotation, cellular component: proteasome regulatory particle, base subcomplex.